This is a messenger RNA of Dicrocoelium dendriticum, 1437 nucleotides long. Lineage: Eukaryota; Metazoa; Platyhelminthes; Trematoda; Plagiorchiida; Dicrocoeliidae. The record is from the annotation of a GenBank genome assembly.
AUGCUUUGCAUAAAACAUACUCCUCCUCAACUAUUGAAUCCUUUUCUCUUACGGCGAUUUUUCGUCACCUUAAAGCGUAAGUAUCCCUUAUCCAGCCCAUCGUUGACAUGGUCGGAGGGAGUCGUUUCCAAUCUACCAGUCAAACAUCAAGUGUAUGAAGCAACCAAUGCGGAAUGUGUCGAAAAUAACUCGCUUAAAGUUUUGCUGGCAGCGGAUGUCCCUGGUCUCGGUGCAAUGGGUACGCUCGUGAAUGUUCAUCGAAAUCGUUUUUGGCGUUAUUUGUACCCCCUAAGGCUUGCAGAGCUGCCCACUCCGCAGCGUAUCUCCCACUUCCAGAAUAUGAUUAAAGAUCGUUCGCCGGUUUUGUUUGGGGACGCCUACGAGUUGGGUAAACGUCUAGAAAGGAUGACGUUAUACGUUCCAAUGAAUCCCGCGCGCGAUUGGACGCUGAAUAAAACCCACAUCAGGGUAGCUUUUCGCAAGUGUGGUAUCAUUAUAAGUGAGGAUGCCAUCCGACUGCCCUCUGAGCCGGUUACGCGGGACUCGUCUGCAUUCCCUUUCACCAUCAUUGUGAAAGUCGACGACGUUGCAGAUGUGCCCGUUCAGUGCCGCAUAUUUGGAUACCAGAAGCUGGAUAAAUUCACCUGCACCCAGCCACCAACGGACGUAUUCAAACCACUCCAUUUAGACGAUUGGGAGGCGGAUUUCCCCGAACCUACUUCAAGAUACUUGUCUGCCGAAGCUCGCCGCUCAAUCAAAGAACCGUUUCGCAUACAACGCAUCGAUGGUUCGCCGGCGGAAUUUAAGGCAGUCCCACUUUCCCAAAGUAAUAAGACCGCUCUGGACCACUUUGAUCGCUUCUACUCUCAUGCUUACGGCCCCUCAUCUUGGUCUGUCAUGCGUGUCGCACUGCUUGCUCCACCCUUCAAGGUUGCAGUGCUAAAUCGUUAUUGUCCAAAAUUCGAUGCGGUCGCUACAUCUGGUAUCGGUGCAUUCCAUUUGGAUCUUAUUGAUAUAUUACAAAAAUGUCAACAUGUACCCUAUACAACUCAUGAACUUUCGGCUUCCUCAAACCACCGGAUCCCGACGGAAGACUGCGUAGACUUGGAAAAAGAUCUACCUGAUCAGCUCGAUCUGUCCCGUCAGUAUUUGACCCGUGCCAGUGGUCCCGUGAGUGAGCUGGCAAGUCUAUCGGAAUUUGUCCCGGUCACGGAGCUGGUCAGCGAAAGCGAAGUUUUCACUCGUGAAUGUGAUGAUGACGUCACUUUCUCAUCUGCAAUUGGGAACACUCCUCACCUAUCCAACUGUGGAACCUCAUUCGACGCGGUCGAAGAGGACUGGAAUUUACCCAAGUCCCUUCGAGUCAAAUGCCCUAGAAAAGGCAGGGUUGCAGACUUUAUCAGACCACAAGCUGUGGAUGGACACUUCGGCAAGUGA